Delphinapterus leucas (beluga whale) is the source of this 3740-nucleotide messenger RNA. RefSeq names its product mitochondrial translational initiation factor 2 (gene MTIF2). The record is from RefSeq and is a predicted model, not a curated record. Gene Ontology annotation, biological process: translational initiation. Lineage: Eukaryota; Metazoa; Chordata; Mammalia; Artiodactyla; Monodontidae. Gene Ontology annotation, cellular component: cytoplasm. Gene Ontology annotation, molecular function: translation initiation factor activity; GTP binding; GTPase activity.
GUACGCAUCCCUCCCCGCGUGCUUGAAAUUUGUCUGCGUCCGCAGAGACAGACUUACUAGACAUGCAGAGUUCCUUGCCCCGCGUCCUGCGAGAGGAAGGCGCCUGCCUUCUCACAGCCCUCUCUAGCCUCGCCUCAGGUUUCCUAGGUACAGCAUAUCUUCCAUUUAAACAGAAUCUGAGCCACAUAGGAAAUCAGUUUAGGGAGUGUUGGGAGAGUAAUCGACUGGACGUCGGCUCGGCUUGACCCAGGAGGUGGACUGAGGCAGUCAGAGGCUCCUUACCCGUUCUGUCCUUGGAAUGUACUUUCUGCCCUCUGUUCCUGAGCUAGGUGCUACUUGAAGGAUGCAGCCUUGAGAGAGUAAGGUGUUAUUGAAACCAUCUGGACUUCUUUGGUAAGUGCAACCCCCCUUCCCCCACUUAAGACCUCUGUAUAAACUCUUAAGAUUCUGGCAAGUGGAUAUUCAAGACAAACCACCUAUGUAAGUUCCCUUGCUUACUAAAACUGCCACCUACCAAUAUGGAAUGUCCUGCCUCUUCAGUCAUUCUGUGACCUCCUAGGGUGUGUGUGUGUGUUGGUGUGGGGGCGGAGGUUUCACCUGGGGAAUUACCUGAGGUCGUGAACCAACAGGGAGAGAAAGAGCCAAAAUCCCUCUCCUUUUAAAUAAUCAGCUGUGGCAACCACAACUCUACCUUUUUAAGAGGCACUUUUCCUACCUCUUUGUGGGGUGUUUUCCACUAUCCUGCAAAACCCUCACUCCCCACCUUGAACGAGGCCUGAAAUUCCACUAGAGUUUCACUUAUGAGUUUAGAUUAAGCCUCAAAUUGUUACCAAAGCUGUUGCCCCAGAAUCAUACUCUUGUCCCGGGCUUGAAUGGAAACCAGUUGCUCUUAACCUAAGUUUUGGGAGGAAGCUGCAAAGAAAAACACAAGAACUGGUUAGAACCAAUUAGGCACUAGAUGGCUGAAGAUUUAACUUCCAGCAGACCUAGAGCCUCAUGAUACAUUCGUUGUAAUACCUAAGCAUGCUAAAUGACACACCGACCGGUGCAAUGACAGCUGACAGUUGCCAUGACAACAACCGGAAAAGCCCAUACAAGGACCGAAAAGGAGAGUUGCAUCAGUUCCAGGUCCAAACCACACCCCCGUUCUCGGGAAAACUGGUUUCUAAAGGCCCGUGGAGGAGUAUUCAUCCCAGGACAGGAGACAAUGGAGGGUGAAGAUGUCCACUUCAAGGGGUGAACUGGCCUUGGGAGUCCAAGCUGGAGAGAGGAGAAACAUGAACCAGAAGAUACUUAAGUUGGAGAACUUGCUACGAUUUCACACUAUUUGUAGGCAGCUGCACAGCCUGUAUCAAAGAAGAAUGUUGGCACAGUGGAGGCACGUGUUUUCAUCUGCUUACCUGGUGUGGACAGCUCAGCUGUACCCCCAGCCCUGGCAGACACAUGCGCUCAUCAGGACCGCUUUAUCUCAACAUAGGCUUCUGGUGACAAAGAAGGAAAAAAAAUCGCAGAAACCUCAGUUAUCUUCAACAAAAUCUAAAAAGGAGGUGGAGGUAUGGAUUGGAAUGACUGUUGAGGAGCUGGCCAGAGCAAUGGAAAAAGACAUAGAUUGUGUAUAUGAAUCUUUAUUGAACACUGCUGUUGACAUAGAUUCACUAGAAGCACACUCACAUUUAGAUGAAGUCUGGAUCAAAGAAGUGAUAAAGAAGUCAGGGAUGAAGUUAAAAUGGAGCAAAUUAAAACAGGACAAAGUCAGAGAAAAUAAAGAUGCUGUAAAAAGGCCCCAGGCAGAUCCAGCUUUAUUAAUACCAAGGUCCCCAGUUGUUACUAUAAUGGGCCAUGUUGAUCAUGGAAAAACGACGUUACUUGACAAACUGCGAAAAACUCAAGUGGCAGCAAUGGAAGCUGGAGGCAUCACUCAGCACAUUGGUGCCUUUCUUGUUUCUCUGCCUUCUGGGGAAAAGAUAACCUUUCUUGAUACUCCAGGACAUGCUGCUUUCUCAGCAAUGAGAGCCAGAGGUGCUCAGGUCACUGACAUUAUCAUACUGGUUGUAGCUGCAGAUGAUGGAGUGAUGAAACAAACUGUAGAAUCCAUUCAGCAUGCCAAAGAUGCUCAAGUUCCUAUUGUCCUUGCCAUAAACAAAUGUGACAAAGCUGAGGCUGAUCCUGAGAAAGUGAAAAAAGAACUGCUAGCUUAUGAUGUGGUAUGUGAGGAUUAUGGAGGUGACGUUCAAGCAGUGCAUGUUUCUGCACUCACGGGCGAUAACAUGAUGGCUUUGGCAGAGGCAACAAUUGCUCUUGCAGAAAUGUUAGAAUUGAAAGCAGACCCUACUGGUCCAGUUGAAGGAACAGUAAUAGAAUCUUUCACAGACAAAGGAAGAGGUCCUGUUACUACAGCUAUAAUUCAAAGAGGAACUUUGAGAAAAGGCUCCAUUCUGGUUGCUGGAAAGAGUUGGGCAAAAGUACGCUUAAUGUUUGAUGAAAAUGACAAAGUAAUCGAUGAGGCCUGUCCCAGCAUGCCAGUGGGAAUUAUAGGCUGGAGAGACUUCCCUUCUGCAGGAGAUGAAAUUCUUGAAGUAGAAUCUGAGCCAAGGGCACGUGAAGUUGUUCACUGGAGGAAGUAUGAGCAAGAACAGGAAAAAAAUAAAGAGGAUCUGGAAUUAAUAGAAGAAAAGCGAAAGGAACACCAAGAAGCACAUCGGAAAGCCCGCGAGAAGUAUGGCACUUUGCACUGGAAGGCAAGGUCAUUUAUAAAGUACAAAAUAAAAAAACAGCAGCAACCCUUAAAGCCAAAAGAAAAAGCAGGAGGAGAUUCAAAUGCACUUCCUAUAAUUAUUAAAGGUGAUGUUGACGGUUCCGUAGAGGCCAUUUUGAACAUUAUGGAUACCUAUGAUGCUUCACAUGAGUGUGAACUAGAGUUAGUACAUUCUGGUGUGGGUGAUAUUAGUGAAAAUGAUGUUAACCUUGCUGAAACAUUUCAUGGUGUUAUAUACGGCUUCAAUGUGAAUGCAGGCAAUGUUAUCCAGCAGUCGGCUGCAAAAAAAGGAGUAAAAAUUAAACUUCACAAAAUCAUUUACCGUCUUAUUGAAGAUUUGCAGGAGGAACUGAGCAGUAGAUUGCCCUGCAUUGUGGAAGAGCACACAAUAGGUGAGGCUUCUAUACUAGCUACCUUCUCUAUAACAGAAGGGAAGAAAAAAGUUCCUGUGGCCGGCUGCAGAGUCCAAAAGGGACAGUUAGAAAAACAAAAAAAAUUUAAAUUAAUACGUAAUGGACAUGUUAUUUGGAAGGGCUCAUUAAUCUCACUGAAACACCAUAAAGAUGAUAUUUCAGUCAUCAAAACUGGAAUGGAUUGUGGUCUUAGUUUGGAUGAAGAAAAGAUAGAAUUUAAAGUGGGAGAUGAUAUUGUCUGUUAUGAAGAAAAGGAAGUUCUAGCCAAGACUUCUUGGGACCCAGGAUUUUAAAAUUAUGUUAAAAAUGUAAAUGAUUAAAUGUUUUGCUUUAUUACAGAGCAACUAGUUUCAUCUUACUAAAGGUAAUAAUUCACCACUCACCACUGGUCAGAAAGUUCUGCCGAGCAUUAACAGGUGUAACUGUCAAAAUGCUACAGAAUUAGGAAAUCUUAUUUAAGGACGCGUCCAACUGGAAAUCCUGGAGUAGGGAAAGAAUAUGGCUAAAGGGAAUUGUUAAUUAUUGGUAUAUCAGUGAAUCUAAUAAUCAGUUUAAUAAACUUCAAGUGCUUA